Messenger RNA from Macrosiphum euphorbiae (potato aphid), 1473 nucleotides. The record is from the annotation of a GenBank genome assembly. Lineage: Eukaryota; Metazoa; Arthropoda; Insecta; Hemiptera; Aphididae.
AUGACAACACGAAGCCAAAAAGCACAAACCAGGCGGCCGAACGUCGAAAGACCUCCCGGCCUUAUUUGUGAAAAUAGCCCUUCUCAGGGCUACCCAACUGACGAUCGUGGAACACACGUGGUAAAACGGAUAAUCAAACUCAACAAAAAAAUGUACAAAAAAUCCAAAAAACACAAAAAAAUAAAUGACAAUCAGCCACGCUGUGAUACUGCAGGUACUAGAAAGGUAGAGAACAAUUUCAAGAUAGCUCAGAUUAACGUGGAAGGCUUGACUCGAGCCAAGGCUGACAUUUUGGGGAAAAGAUUUGUCGACAUGGACGUAUUGGUGUUACAAGAAACCCACAUACCUGAUGGUGAAACAAACCGCCUAAAAAUAAAUGGUUUCAAUCUGAUGCAUCACAUUGGCCAUAAUAAACACGGUUUAGCAACAUACGUAAGCCAAAACAAAUCGUUCCUAGACAUUGAACAAGUUCCCGGUAACGAACAUACGGUUGGUAUCCGCAUCGGUAACCUAACCAUCUUCAACGUCUACAAACCCCCUCCCAGCAAGUGGGCUGCUGCCGUUUUGCCAGUCAGUGAACAUCCUGUAAUAUACAUCGGAGAUUUUAACUCCCAAAAUACUGAGUGGGGAUACUCCACCAACAAUGAAGCAGGUGAAAAACUUUCGGACUGGGCAGCGAUUAACCACCUUAAACUGAUCUACGAUGCCAAACAAGGAGGCACUUUUAAAUCUGGUAGAUGGGGCACGACGACGUCGCCGGAUCUCUGUUUCGUGUCCGAGGACUCUAAUGGUCUACCUCUAACUGUAAACAGGGAAAUCAAAAACUCUUUCCCAAGAAGCCAACACUUACCAACCACCGUGACCAUCGGUCUUAUAAUCCCAACCAUAGACAAACCUUUUAUGCCUCGAUGGAACCUGCGCAAAGCAGCAUGGCCAGAAUUUUCAAAAUACGUUGAUGAUAACAUCAACCGUAUUGACCCCAUACCGGACAACUAUGGCAGAUUCAUCAAACUAAUAAAGACAGCUGCGAAGAAAUCGAUACCUAGAGGCCAUAGAUAUAACUAUACCCCCUGCUGGACUAAAGAAUGCGAAGAAUUACUAAAAGAAUACGAAAGGUAUGGAAAUGAAAUAAGUGCCGACAAACUCAUCGCCCUACUUGACGAGGAGCGAAGGAACAGAUGGACACAGGCUAUGAAUGAGAUGGAUUUCACCCACUCGAGUAGGGAAAGCUGGUCUCUACUAAGGAAACUGGGGGCAGCUCAAACCUCAUGGAAAGCUAGCAAAGUCUCACCAAACUCCAUCUCAACCAUUCUUCAUAAGACCGCUAAUAUAAAACCUAAAAAACCCGAUAAGAUAAAGGUGAAAGCCGAUUACAAGGAAGAGUUUCAAAUUAUGCGCAGAGAAAUCCGAAAACAUGAAGGACUUUGGAGUGGAGGAAGUGGAGGCUCCCCUAAGACUUCUAAAAAACGGUAA